This is a messenger RNA of Didymodactylos carnosus, 1818 nucleotides long. The record is from the annotation of a GenBank genome assembly. Lineage: Eukaryota; Metazoa; Rotifera; Eurotatoria; Philodinida; Philodinidae.
AUGGAUCUAACGUCCAGAUCACAAGUUCAAGUCAUAGGUCCAGGUUCAGAAAUGAAAGAAGAUUUAAUAAAUUCCGCUUUGUUAUCAAUGAAUUGUAAUCAGCUACAAUUCAUAUCAUCGAAGCCAUCUACAUUUCGUCCAUCGAAUCAAUCACGUUCAUUCAUCUAUCAAUUACCCGAUAUUGUUGUACAACGAAAACGUCACCGUCGUUUACCCUAUGCCGAACAUUUCAAUGGUAUUCUAUUGUUUUCCGAUGUUAGUGGCUUUACUGAAAUGUGUCAGAAGUAUAGUACAAAUAUUGACAAAGGUGUUAAUCAAUUAGCAUCAUCAUUAAACGAAUAUUUAGCACCCAUAGUCGAAGCAAUAUUACGAGAAAAUGGUGAUAUUUACAAGUUUGCUGGUGAUGCUGUACUCGCAUUAUGGCCAUUUAAAAAUGAUACAAUUGAACAUAAACGUGAACAAGCCCAACAUGUUUUAUCGUGUGCAUUGCACAUGAAACGUAUGUAUUGUGAUUAUCCGACAUCGAUUGGUACCAUACUGAAUAUUAAGAGUGCCAUUGCAACGGGACCAUUUUCGAUGUUUUUUCUACGUGGUAUUACUCCACAAUGUGCACAAUUAUUAUCAGAAAAUCCAAAUACCACUAUUACAAAAUCAAGUAUAAGAAAUUUAAAUGUUUCAUCAAUAGCAGCAAGAAAUCAAUCAGCAUUUAUGGGAACACUAUCGAAUAAACAAUUGACUGAACAAUGUCGUUCAGCUCUCAUCAAUUACUAUGUAUGCUAUGGUGAUGGUGUAAAAAUGGUGAACAAAUGUCAAUAUCAAUGUGGUAGUCAGGAUAUUAUUAUGGAUGUAACAACAUGGGAUAUUCUCGAUGCUGCCUCCGAUUAUUAUUUUAAAAAAUUUAUUAUUCCAGUUGAAAUUGAUGAUGAUCAAUUUCAAGAUGAACAAAUUCAUGUGACACACUUCACUCCAUCACAUAAUGGUGAUGAGAUUACGCAUGGUUCUCUACUAAAUUCAACAACUGUUCAACAACACCGUCUGCCACCAUUGCCACUUCCAAUCAAAUCAACAAAUUUUGGUAUUAUGCAAAAGAGAACAAUGGUAGAAACCUACAUUCGAAUACAAGGCAAAAAAGAUGAAGAUGAUACUCAAUUAAUACGACCAACAGAUGUUGACUUAUCAAUUUUUCAUCAGACAGACGAUCGAUUAGAAGAGAUGAAUUCAUCUAUAAAACUAAUACAACAACAACGUAAUAUUCUUUCAUCGUCCUCAUUAAGCAAUCGAUCACCUCAACGACAGACACAACAGAAACGAGAUGAAUCAACAAAAACAUCUUUUAGCUUAAACUCAAAAUCUGCUAUAUUAUCCAGGCAUAUUGCUAAUCAUUAUGGUCGUGAAAGUACAACAUCGAAACGUUUGUACACCGAAGAACAAAUGAGAGCUUUGAGAUCAACAGCAUUCAUAGACUUAAAUCAUUUUGAUUCGUACGAUUUGAGUACAUUUAUAAUUAAACCUGUUAAAGAUCGUAUUUUAGAUCAAGACUCACUGGAUCAUCUAUCUGAAUUACGAUUAAUCAAUAUUGUUUUUAUACAAAUAUUAUUGGCCGAUAGUGAAAAAGCAUUACCAACUAAACUUCAAACAAUUGUCGAUUGUUCAACUGAACAAAUAUCAAUUACAAAUGGAAUUUUGACAAAAAUAUUUAUGUUUGAUAAAGGUUUAAGUUUAUUAUGUGCAUUUGGUUUACCAGGUUAUAAACAUCCGGAUGAUGCUGAAAGAGCAUUAAAAUUUGGAUUUUUACUUUCACAACGGUUAGGUACGUGA